Molecule: messenger RNA, 3841 nt
Organism: Sceloporus undulatus (fence lizard)
Lineage: Eukaryota; Metazoa; Chordata; Lepidosauria; Squamata; Phrynosomatidae
Gene: ADCK1
Product: aarF domain containing kinase 1
Exons: 11
Coding region: 263-1834 (523 amino acids)
Biological process (GO): mitochondrion organization; protein phosphorylation; lipid homeostasis
Cellular component (GO): mitochondrial inner membrane
Molecular function (GO): protein kinase activity; ATP binding
Source: RefSeq, a predicted model, not a curated record
GAGAGCACUAUAGGCCAGAGUGGCAUUCUUCCCAGCCAGCCCCCCUCCGUUGCCAGCAAUGGGCUCGCCCAGAACUCCUGGGCUGUAGUUCUUCAGAACCUUCGCUUCUUAAGGACCCGAAGACUCUGGCCUCGCGGGAAAACUACAACCUCCAGCAUCCUUUGCGGGAGAAGGUCUGCGCUACGUGCAAAGCGCGGGGGGGAUUUUGUUAUUUGGCCAAAUAAAAACCUGUCGCGGAGCCCAGGAAGCCGUGUUUGCUGUUAUGGCCAGAAGGGCUUUAAAACUUGCAUCAUUUGCAACAGUAGCAGCCGCCGCCACCACUGGUUUCUGUCUGUACAGCAACAAGCACCUGGAUCCCAAUGACUUCGGAGUUGUUCGAGUGGGCAGAGCUGUUGCCACAACUGCAGUUAUCACCUUUGAUUACCUCACUUCUUUACGGAAUGUUCCACGUGGGACAGAAGAGUAUGACUAUGUCAAAUCACAGGUGCAUUUGCGUUCUGCAGAACGACUCCGGGACCUGUGCUGUGCAAACCGGGGCACUUUCAUCAAAGUAGGACAGCACCUGGGAGCUCUCGACUAUCUGCUGCCUGAAGAAUACACUAGCACGCUCAAGGUGCUCCACAGCCAAGCUCCGCAGAGCAGUAUGCAGGAGAUUGAGCAAGUGAUCCAGGAGGACCUAGGCAAAGGGAUUAAUGAGCUGUUUGUAAGUUUUGAAGAUUCCCCACUGGGAGCAGCAUCCCUGGCCCAAGUCCACAAGGCUGUGCUACAGGAUGGGAGGACAGUUGCUGUGAAAGUCCAGCACCCAAAGGUUCAAGCACAGAGUUCUAAGGAUAUUCUACUGAUGGAGAUCCUUGUCCUGGCAGUGAAGCAGAUCUUUCCAGACUUUGAGUUUAUGUGGCUAGUGGAAGAGGCAAAGAAAAACUUGCCUCUUGAGCUGGACUUCCUUAAUGAGGGAAGAAAUGCUGAGAAGGUGGCCCACAUGCUUCGAUGCUUUGACUUUCUGAAGGUUCCAAAGAUUCAUUGGGAGCUUUCAACAAGGCGUGUUCUCUUCAUGGAGUUCAUGGAAGGUGGGCAGGUGAAUGACAAGGUCUACAUGGAGAGAAACUGCAUCAAUGUCAAUGAGAUCUCUCGCAACCUGGGAAAAUUAUACAGUGAAAUGAUUUUUGUGAAUGGCUUUGUGCACUGUGACCCACACCCUGGCAAUGUGCUGGUGAGGAAGUGCCCAGCUACGGGCAAGACACACAUUAUACUCCUGGAUCAUGGACUCUAUCAGGUCCUGACAGACACUUUCCGCUUGGACUACUGUCGGCUUUGGCAGGCUCUGAUCAAGGCUGAUAUGAAACGGGUACAAAAAUAUAGCCAGCGACUGGGAGCUGGUGACCUGUACCCCCUCUUUGCGUGUAUGCUCACUGCCAGAUCUUGGGAAUCAGUCAACAGGGGUAUUGACAGGUCGCCAGUCACAGCUAAAGAGGAUGUGGAGAUCCGGAACAAUGCUGCUGCUUACCUACCUCAGAUCACCAAGCUUCUCAACAAUGUCCCUCGUCAGAUGCUCCUGCUGUUGAAGACCAACGAUUUACUGAGAGGGGUAGAAUCUGCAUUGCACACACGAGCCAGUGCCAGCUCCUUCCUCAACAUGUCUCGCUGCUGCAUAAGAGCUGUUUCCAUGUAUCAGAGGAGCAGGACGAACUCACCAUACAGAAAGGCACAGAUAUCGCUUUCUCAGGCCCUGAGCUUGUGGCAAAUCAACUUGUAUGAACUCUUCCUGCAUCUGAAAGGGUCCUGGCUGGGGAACUGGGUCAUUGCUUUCCUGAGCUGGAUGCACCGUUCUUCAUAGUGACACAGACCGGUGGGAGGAGCCGGGCUCAAUUUCUUUCUCAUCUUUUUUCAACUGUAACAUUCUGUUCAUAUUUAUUCUGCUGGAGUUUUCUGGGUUCAUUUUCAUGUAACAUAUGGUGCUGUCUUUGUUGCCUUUUGCAGAGUCACUGUCCCUGUGGUACAAAAAGGGGAAAGUGCAAAACAGCAGCCAGAGCUCAUGGGAGCCAGAAGUCCUGUGUUUCCAGACAUAGUUCAGGGAAGUAGUAACUUGGAGAGAAAGCAGAAAGACUCUCAGUUUUCAGGUCUUUGGACAUCCUCCAAAUGAAAUUCUAAAAGACUUUUAAAAUUCUAAACUUUUUGUAGGUCCAGGAUUGUUGAUUUUUUUUAAAAAAGUACAAUUAAGAAAAUAUAGUCUGGCUAUAAAGUUUGAUAGUGUAAAAAAAAAAAAAAAGCUGCAAAAGACCAGUAAGCCUCUAGCAACGCCCUACAAUAGCCUUCCCAUUUGCCAACAGUUUUCAUAAGCCUUAGCCAGCAUUGUCAAAGGGGUGAUGGUAAGAUACGAUCUGCAUGGUGCUUGAGUGGGAAAGAUUGCCCUAUGCACUUACUACAAAGUACUUCUAUUCAUCCUUCCUCACCUCUACUAAUUUAAAAAAACAAAAAACAAGAAAGCAACUGGGCAAAAGUCUGGAAUCCAUUAAUUCUGAAUGGUCACAGCUUGAACAAGUUAUCUUUUGGCCAUGCUGGCUUGUGGCUUCAAGGAGUUAAGAGUUCAAAAAAGUAAUUUUCCAAAGCUUCAUGAAUGAUACUCCCAGUUAUGACAUGUUUUGAAAGCAAGGAAUGGAACUGAAGAUAUUUGAAUUAUCUUCUCACAUCUGCCACAAGUUAACUACAAAGCUUUGGACCUUUGGGGAUAGUUUCUUUGCCUUGAAUGUCCAGUGAGUAAAAUGGAAGCAGAAAUGCCAGCCUGCUUUGGAAGUGUUCAGAGAGAAAAUACACUGUAGAAUGGCAACAUGUUAUUAUCUCAGAAUAAUUCAGAAGUCAAGUGUUGGUUAUGUAUAUGUGUAUUUGCAAGAGAAAAUAAAACAGAGUGUCCUCCGUGGGGUGGAAAAAGAAGUAUGUCUGCCUAUUUGCUUUUUUUGUUUUUCAGCAUUCUAUCUCCUGUAAGCAAACUGUCACUCCAUGGUGUUGACAGUGAAAUCAGAUCUCUUCAACUUCACAGAUGUGCAGAUGUAAGAGGCUGCUUUUGUGCCCAGACCACCUGGUGCUGAAUCACAUAUGUUUUCAGAAGCUAUUCAGUACUCUCUCAUACAUGAGCAGAUUUGGAGUAUGUCCACACUUUUCCCCAUUGUUGACUCUUAUUUGUUCACUAGUUUGUUUUAGAAAGAAUGCAGACAUUCCUCCUGAGAGAAUGAAUGAAUGACAAAACCCAGCAAGGACAGCACAAAGCCUCAUAUUCUCAUGCAGCUUAGCAUGCCAAAAUGUUAUAAACAGGGACCAUCUCUGUAUGAAAAGGCUCUGGCUAAUACAGAUUGGGGAAUGUGUGGCUCUCCAGAUGUUUUAGACUACAGCUUCCAUCGCGCCCAACUUACUUGGUUGAUAAUCAGGGUCAGAGACACUAGAAAUAAUAUGUUAGCAUCAUUUGAAGGGCUACAUAUUUCCCAGCCCCAUGCAAAUGUAUACUCUCAAGCCUAUGACCCAGAUCUUAUAGGGCACAUCCAACAACAGAACAGUUCAUCUGAAUAGAGACAGGGAGACCUUGCACACUACUUCAUUCUUCCAUCAUAAAAACCUGCUCUGGAAGACUGAGAAAUUCUCCAGAGCCCACAUCCAAGCAGUGUUGAGAGCUGCAGGAAGAGGGGAAAGGAGCAAAGCUCCAGUGUUGGAUUUUGGCCUUUACAUAAUAAAUUAUUUUAGGCAUAAUAGUAAAGCCCCAUUUUCUAUAGAAUCGGGUUGAUCAGUGGUUUUCAAACGUUACUCUUGUGACCCCGUUUACAUCUACAUGUGGACAUCCUGCUCCCACACUGAA